UCCGUAUUCGUUUUUAUGUUCUAUUUGGUUUAUAUUUAUUUUAAAUUGUUCCUCUACACAUAUUGGGAUCAUUUCAAAAUAAAUACUAUUGAACCAACAUUUCCCUUUGGCAACAUUGGCAAAAUAUUCUUAGGACAAUACGGAUUAGGGGAUUGUGUUAAACAUUUUUAUGACAGUUGUACAGAUAAAUUUGCCGGGAUCUAUUUCAUUUCAGCACCAGCGUUGAUAAUAAAAGAUCCCGACUUGAUAAAACAUAUUAUUGUUAAAGAUUUCAACAGUUUUACCGAUAGAGGGAUUUAUACUGACGAGAAGAAGGAACCAACAUCGGGUCACCUUUUUCGACUCAACGGUGACCGAUGGAAAAACAUUCGUAACAAACUUACUCCCGCUUUUACUUCAGGAAAAUUGAAAAUGAUGUUUUCUAUAAUAACGGACGUGGGAAAUGAAUUAAUACUCUAUUUACAAAAGGAAUGUGCCAACGAAGUGGAUGUCGACGAUACCACUACUCGUUACAGUGCUGAUAUAAUUGCGUCUACAAUUUUUGGAAUAGAAACUAAUAGUUUCAGAAAUAAGUGUAACGAUUUUAUUUUAAUGGCUAAAGACCUUUUUGUUUCCGAAAGUUACAUAAGGAUAGCUAAGGCAGCAAUACAGGCUUUCUUUCCCUCACUGCUGAAACCAUUCAAUCUAGAAAGCGUAAAACAAGCACAAGAUAAGUUCAUUUCCAACAUGGUGGAAGAUGUAAUACGUCACAGAGAAAAACAUAACGUAAUUAGAAAUGAUUUAAUGCAGUUGUUGAUACAACUCAAGAACAAAGGUGUUAUUGAUCCUGUUGAUGUUAAUAAUCCGGCAGUCUAUGAUGGAGAAGACACUAACGAAGUUCGAUUGACGUUAAAUGAGAUCUCAGCUCAAGCUUACACUUUUUUCUUUGCUGGAUUCGAAACGACAUCAUCCACUCUAUCUUUUCUUAUGUAUGAAUGUGCUUUAAAUCUUGAACUCCAGUAUGAACUACAAAAAAGUAUAGAUGCAGUUUUGGACAAAUACAAUGGCACUUUAACGUAUGAGUCAAUUUUUGAAAUGGAUUAUCUGGAUAGAGUCAUAUCAGAAACUCUCAGGAAGUAUCCAAUUUUACCAUUUUUAAAUAGAAUAGCGACUGAGGAUUACAUAAUUCCUGGAAGAGAAGAUGUAACAAUUAAAAAAGGUACAAGGAUUUUGGUUUCUGUCAGUGGUUUACAUUAUGAUCCAAAUUACUAUCCAGAUCCACAGAAGUUUGACCCUGACCGUUUCUUAAACGAAAAAAUUCAAGAAAGACAUCAAUUUUGUUACUUACCAUUUGGAGAAGGUCCAAGAAGAUGCAUUGGAAAGAGGAUGGCCAGAGUAAUGAUUGCUGUGGGUGCAGCGACACUAUUAAAAAAUUUUUCAGUAAAUGUUUGUGAAAGAACUGAAAUACCACCGGAAUUCAAUCGACUGGCUUAUUUUAUAAGAACCAAAAAUCCUAUAAAAUUAAAAUUUAUUCAGAGAUCAAACCCAUGAACUUAAUAUGUGUGCUUCCAAAUAAGAUACCUUUUGUAUACAA
This is a messenger RNA of Aethina tumida (small hive beetle), 1573 nucleotides long. Its product is annotated as cytochrome P450 6k1. The record is from RefSeq and is a predicted model, not a curated record. The transcript has 7 exons. NCBI's taxonomy places the organism in Eukaryota, Metazoa, Arthropoda, Insecta, Coleoptera, Nitidulidae. Bases 16 to 1530 code for a protein of 504 amino acids. Gene Ontology annotation, molecular function: oxidoreductase activity, acting on paired donors, with incorporation or reduction of molecular oxygen; monooxygenase activity; iron ion binding.